AGCAAAAGAAACAACAAGAGGAGGAGAUGUUAUAGCUACGUUCCGUUAGUGUGAUCAGCUCAAAAGAGAAUACACGAUAGAAAAUAAAUAUAAAAUACGAGAAAGAAAAAUCAAAGAAAUAAAAUGGGUGUUCAAACGACAACAAUAUUCUUAAUUUUAUGUUCCAUGUUUUUGGUAGAAGUAUUUGGAAUCUUUAAACUCAUUCCAGUCUGUGAUGAAAGAAGAGGACUGACUAAGGCACAAGUGAAACUUUGUUAUACAUACCGAGAGCACAUGGCAUAUGUUCUCGACGGCAGUAGGAUUGCAAUGGACGAAUGUAGAAAACAAUUUGCCGGUAGACGAUGGAACUGUACAUUUCCUAGACAAGGAUUAACUCCUUUUUUGCAUCCUCAGAUUAAAAUUGGUACAAAGGAGGCUGCAUUUGUUCAUUCAAUAGUAGCUGCAGGUGCGAUGCACACGAUCAGUAGAGCUUGCAUGGAGAAUAAACUCUCAAAAUUCUGUGGAUGUAGUAAAGAAGGUCGACCUGAUGAAUUACCGAAAACCCAACUUUGGCGAGGAUGUGGAGAUAAUCUACCGUAUGCGUAUAGGUUUAGUAAACAAUUUAUAGAUGCGUCAGAAAUGAUUGAAGAUAAAGAUCAAAAUUUACAAACUUUCUCACGAGUUUUGAUGAAUCUGCACAACAACGAAGCUGGUCGAUGGGCUGUCUUUGAAAAAUCCCGAAUACAAUGCCGCUGUCAUGGUGUAUCUAAGAACUGUGCAACAAAAAUGUGUUAUCGUCAACUUGCCGAAUUCAAGGUCGUCGGUCAACGUUUACAAGAAUUGCAUCAAAGUUCGAUCAAAGUAAAACUGUCACAAGUAAAAGAAGAGACUGGUGGCGAAGGUUUAAAUAACAUGAAGUUAGAACAAGUUGAUCUCGGUUAUAACACAAAAAGUAGACAAGACUUAGUUUAUGUGGACGAUUCACCAAGCUAUUGUGUUAAAGGUGACGGCAUAUUUGGAACACUCGGACGCACUUGCCAAAGAAAUGAGAAAUCUUUAAAUGACUGUAGUCUUCUUUGUUGUGGCCGUGGUCAUCAUACGAAAAGACAAAUUGUGAAAGAAAAAUGCGGGUGUAAAUUUGUAUGGUGUUGCGAAGUAAAAUGCCAAACUUGCGAGAAAGAACAGAACGUUCAUUAUUGUAAAUAGUAAUUUAUAUUUCACAAAAUCAACCCAGGAGGAUAUCACAAUAUGCACAUGUAAUGUGUUCACGAAAAUCAUAGCUCGUAUUAAAUAUGUUGAUUCCACGGCAUGGACGUAACAGAGGUAAACUGACGAAGCCUUGAUGUAGUUAACAUGUAAACGAUAUAAUCAGAGCCGCGUUUAACUACGUUUUUGAAUCAUAAAAAGUAAAAAACGAAGAUAUUAUAUAUUUAGGAUUCACGAAGAUUGUACAUAUCUACUUAAAUUAUUUGUGUCAUAACUUUUUAUACAAA
Messenger RNA from Hydractinia symbiolongicarpus, 1472 nucleotides. RefSeq names its product protein Wnt-5b-like. Gene Ontology annotation, biological process: cell fate commitment; canonical Wnt signaling pathway; neuron differentiation. The coding region runs from base 124 to 1185 and encodes 353 amino acids. The transcript has 5 exons. Gene Ontology annotation, molecular function: cytokine activity; frizzled binding. Lineage: Eukaryota; Metazoa; Cnidaria; Hydrozoa; Anthoathecata; Hydractiniidae. Gene Ontology annotation, cellular component: extracellular region. The record is from RefSeq and is a predicted model, not a curated record.